ACGGGAUUUGAGCGAAAUGUUGAAGGCAGUGGAGAGCGUAGAGCGGAGCUGUCCGAACGUCGACGAUCCGUCGAAUUUGGAGUCUUUCUGGCAGGCGGCACAGGCGGCCAAGCAGGCGCAGGAGGAGCUCCGAGAGCGUGAACGCGAACGGGAGUGGCGCGGCGGGGGUUGUACUACCUCCGCCGGUGGCGGUGAUGGUGGGCACAGUAACAGCAAUCGGGGUAACAACAGCGGGAAUAAUUACGAGCGGAGUUGUAAUGGAAUGAACCACGGUAGUAAUUUUAACCGUGGGAAGGGGCAGACGAUCCGCGCGCCGGGGUUCGAAAAGGAUUACGGACGGAAUGGGAAUAACCGGUACAAUAACCAUGAUAACAACCGGUCGUACAAUAACGACGGCUCGUCCUACAACGGCAAUAACAUGAGUCGAACCAACACUAUCACGAGUUCGAAUGGAGCUGGCGGUGGCACUAAUUACAACAACACCAAUACGAGCACCAGCUACGGGGGAACGAUGUACAGGACCAACUCGCCCCACCAACAGCCCCACCACGGUGGUUCCUCUGGCGGAGGAGGACAUCAUUCACAUCACCACCACAAUAAUCACAACUCGGACAGGAGCCGCAUGGUCACCUUCGACGACAUUGCCAACGCUCCGGCCAGCGCCAAGCGGUGCUCUCCGCGGAGCAACUGCCACAACAUGAAUACUAGCAACAUCGUCCCGCAGCAUGGGGAACUGAUCCAGGCACCGCUGAGCAAGCGGAUGAACAAGAAGGUGGAUAGUACUAAUUUGGACAUUGAAGUGCCCGAGUGGAUGUCGGACUUGUUGAAGUCAGAGGCGGGGCGGGGGCCACCUGCUCGGGGUAACGGCGAUGAUGACGCGAAAAUGAAGGCACUGGAACAAGUCACGGUGAAAGACAAGGAGGUCGUGGUAACAAGCGUGUUAAGGAAAAACGAUGCAGGAACAGGAGCUACUGCAGUGGACGAAAACGAGGCGAAAGAAGGAAAUAAAGAACAUGCUCCUGAAGAAGGGAAAACAGAGGAGGAAGCUGUUGGGGGCGAGCAGCGUGAAGAUCCUUCCGCACACGAAGAAGCAAAGAAGGACAUCACAUCGGAGCAACCGGAUGCGGAAGGUAGUUCGGAGGCUGUUCCUCCUGAACAGAGUCGCGAAAUGCGUACGAGGAGCCUGGAAGAACAUGGUAGUACUGAUACCCCCGGCGAGGAACUACAGAAGGAGCCGGCCACGUCCUCCCGUGAUGAAGAGCAGAAGGAGCCGGAGCCCGAAGAUUGCCAUGUUGAUAAAAAUGCCAAUGAAGCAAAUGACAGCGAACCUGCGAAUAAAACCAUUGAAGACAAAGCUGCUGCUGCUGCAGCAGUAGCCGCGGAAGAUCUUGAGGAAAAGCACAAAUCGGUUGUGCAUGUGGACCAAGAGGAAACAAGCAGCGAGCAGUUGCAGGAGCGCACCACCUCCACGUUGGCUGUUUCUUGUAGUGCAUCGAGCAGUUGUGGAGCUGCGUCAAACACCUCUUCCGCUGACGAAGCGAGUUGCGAUCUCCGUAAGGACGAGGAGGAACCACAGCCGGCAGCGGAAGAAGAUCAGGACAACUUGACUAACAAAUCAAACUCUAAUGGAUCAUCAUGCGGCAACAAUCCUUUUCUCUUACCUCCCCCGGUUCUUGGACCUAGUACAACUUCUGCUUCCGCCAUGACUUCUACCACUUCACCCGCUCCGGCGCAGGAACGUGGUGAGAACAGUAGCAAAUCAAGUUCUGGCGUUGACCAAGACGCGACGCCCCCGGUUGAUGUUCAUGGUGUCGGGAGGUCGUUGCAGCAAGACGGAGGAGCAAGCAGGAGUGCGGACAAAACCAAUAAAUCCUCCAGUUCUACCAGUACUAGUACCUCGAAUAUUCGCCACGACGACUUUGACGGGAUCCGGAUUCGUGAUCAUGCGGGUGAAAAGUGGCAGCCGCUGGUGCUCGACGACGCGAGCGGCUCGCCGGCGACGACUGCGGGCGCGGAGGAGAUGGAUGACACGGAGAAAAAGCAACUGAUGGCGUUUCUAGCCAGUGAGGAGAACAACAACAAUCAAACCGGCGACCCGAGUUCUAGCGCAAGCAACCGCCGCAAACACGAGCAGGAGUUCCAUGGUUCUUGUUCCGACAAUGGUUCAGGAGGUUCUUUUCCUUUUCAGCAUUAUCAGGGCGGUAGUUACAGCAACUACCCCAAUAUCAACUACGGCAAAAAUUUUUACACUGGUGGAAAUAACAAGAUGACCGGCGGGGGCUACAGCACGACGCAGCGUCUGAACGAUCAUCAUUACAACGGCAGCUCUAGUACUUCGAUGCGAAACAAAUACGGAGGUUCCGGCGGCUACAAUAGCAGCCGUUCUGGCGAUCGCGAUCACCAGCAGUAUAACCAUGGAAAUAACAGCAUGUCUUGGUAUGAUGACGUAAGUUACAGUUGUGCGCCAGGCGCGUCUUGUUCUAAUGGAGCCUCAGGAGCUUCCUGCUCUCCCAGCGCAAACGGUUUGAACACGAGCUUUUCCUCCGCAAACGUUGGGGAGCAUGACGAUAUCAAGAGCUGUAGUUCGACAUCCGGAUCCGGAACCAAUUCAAAUCCGCCCGGAACAAAGCAGCUCUUCUUUCCCCCGCCACCGCCGCCAUUCGGCUGCGUGAAUGCCGGAGGCGCGAACAGUGUUUUCGCACCAGCCAA
Messenger RNA from Amoebophrya sp. A120, 2709 nucleotides. NCBI's taxonomy places the organism in Eukaryota, Dinophyceae, Syndiniales, Amoebophryaceae. The record is from the annotation of a GenBank genome assembly.